Messenger RNA from Paramisgurnus dabryanus, 972 nucleotides. It is a transcript of the gene znf593, whose product is annotated as zinc finger protein 593. The record is from RefSeq and is a predicted model, not a curated record. Lineage: Eukaryota; Metazoa; Chordata; Actinopteri; Cypriniformes; Cobitidae.
CAAGCAUCGAAGCUUCGGUGUCAAACGUAACAUCACUAAUUACAUGCCCCCUCGUCCGACCCGGAAGUUUUUCUAAUGGUGUGUGUAGUGAGGCGGCAGCGUGUUUCAGCAAAUUAACUGAUUUGCUUCACUUCUGCUUUACAAAUCAAGACCAUGGGUAAGUCCAAACAGAUAGGAAACCACAAUAAUGGCAAGAAGAAGAAUAUUGCAAAGACGUGGAAGACUAAACGCAGGACGAAGGACCUUGACCAGAUACAUGUUGACAUGAUUCCGGUGAAUGCUGACAAGUUACUAAAACAAGAGGUGGAUUAUGAUGUCACAGGCUGUGCCCAAAAUUACUGCCUCCACUGCGCGAGAUACUUUGUUGAUUUAAAGACCCUGAAGCAGCAUUUCAAGUCAAAACUCCAUAAAAAACGUUUGAAGCAACUGAGAGAAGAGCCAUAUACACAGGCAGAAGCAGAACGGGCAGCAGGAAUGGGUUCCUACGUUCCACCCAAAGCCAUAGAGGUUCACACACAGCAGGUCGAAGAGGAUAUGGACUGAAAGUAUUUUGCUAUGUCUCACUUUGGACUUUCAAUAUCAUUUGGUCUGGAUUCAUACCAACAGUUUAUUCUUUUUAAAUUUUUGAAUUAUUUAAUGGAGAUGAUUGUGAACUGAUAUGCAAAAUCUAAAACCCAGUCCGGUUUCUGGUAUAUUCUGUCAUAUAUAGAGGUAAAUACUAAAUGUUGACAUGCACAGUGCAAUGGCUCUGUAAAUUUAGAGCCUGUUUGCUUUUGGAAUAGCCCUGGAACAGUUGCUCCCAGUGUUAUACACACAUUCAUUUGUUAAAUGAUGUGAAAUUAUGACAUUCUGGUGCAGAUAACGUCUGGAGAACAAGCAACCACCUAUAACAGAAAACUUUUCAAUGUUCUGUGUGCUUAGAUUACAAUAAUGUUUAGUGUGCUGUGAGAUCCAAUAAAAUAGUAAUUCCAA